GGUCGAUCGGGCGAGGACGAUGGCAGUGAGCGCUUUCUCGUCGACAUUGCACACCACCGAUUUUGCCACUACGUGUCCCACUACACCCGCGCUCUGGACCGAGACGUUGCUAUCACCCGAAGACGAGGAGGAGAACGUCCUGCACAUCGGCGGCAUCUUCCCUGUGGGUGGAGAGGGUGGCUGGCAAGGCGGCCAGGCUUGCAUGCCAGCUGCGCGCCUGGCCUUAGAGGAUGUUAAUCGCGAAAAGAACUUGUUACGCGGAUAUAGACUGCACCUCCAUUCCAACGAUAGCGAGUGCGAGCCCGGCCUCGGCGCGUCCGUAAUGUACAACUUACUAUACUUUCCACCCUAUAAAUUAAUGCUGUUGGCUGGGUGCAGUACGGUAUGCACUACGGUCGCUGAGGCGGCGAAGAUGUGGAACUUGGUGGUGCUCUGCUACGGUGCAUCGUCGCCGGCGCUGUCCGACCGAAAUCGAUUCCCGACCUUGUUCAGAACGCAUCCUUCCGCCACUGUGCACAACCCCACGAGAAUCAAAUUGUUGCAAAAGUUCGGCUGGUCUCGGGUAGCGAUAUUGCAGCAAGCUGAAGAAGUAUUUAUAUCGACCGUCGAAGAUCUAGAAGCACGAUGUAAGGAAGCUGGGAUAGAGAUAGUCACCCGUCAAAGCUUCCUAUCGGAUCCCACGGAUGCGGUGAAGAAUCUACGCCGUCAGGACGCUCGAAUAAUCGUCGGCUUGUUCUACGUCGUAGCCGCGAGACGGGUGCUCUGCGAGCUCUAUCACCAGAAGCUGUACGGCCAGUCCUACGUGUGGUUCUUCAUCGGCUGGUACGAGGACGAUUGGUUUGAGAUCAAUCUGGAAAAGGAGGGUAUCACCUGCACGAAGGAGCAAAUGCGAAUGGCAGCGGAGGGACACUUGACCACCGAAGCACUUAUGUGGAAUCAGAAUAACGACACGACAAUCAGCGGCAUGACCGCCGAGGACUUCCGAAAGAGAUUGAACAAACUGCUGAAGGAUGACGGUUACGACAUUGAUAACGAUCGUUAUCCGGAAGGAUAUCAGGAGGCACCUCUCGCCUACGACGCCGUCUGGUCCGUCGCUCUUGCGUUCAACAGAACCAUGGAAAGGCUAAGCAAGUUGGGGAACAGUUUGAAGAACUUCACUUACGAAAACAAAGAGAUUGCCGACGAGAUAUACGCGGCGGUAAACUCGACCCAGUUUCUCGGAGUUUCCGGUCAUGUCGCGUUCAGCUCGCAGGGUGAUAGAAUCGCUCUGACGCAAAUAGAGCAGGUGAUUGACGGGAAGUACGUUAAAUUAGGGUACUAUGAUACACAAAGUGACAAUCUGACAUGGCGAAACGUGGAGCGAUGGUUCGGUGGCAAAGUGCCGCAGGACAGAACGAUAAUAAGAAAUGUUUUGAGAACAGUGUCACUGCCCUUAUUCAUAAGUAUGGCGGCCUUGUCGGUGAUCGGUAUCAUAAUAGCCAUCGGAUUGAUCGUAUUUAAUGUCUAUAAUAGGCACCGAAGAGUUAUAUAUUCGUCUCAUCCCAGUGCCAACUCGAUAAUGCUGGUGGGAAUAAUAGUCUGCUUCUUGGCCGUGUUGUGUAUAGGAGUUGACGGUAGGUUUGUAACACCGUGGCAGUUUUUGAUAGUCUGCCAGGCUAGGGCGUGGACGAUGUCGGUCGGUUUCACCUUGGCGUUCGGUGCCAUGUUUAGUAAAGUGUGGAGGGUCCAUCGACUCUCUACGAAGGCAAAAGCCGAUCAAGGAAAAUCAUUGACGGCUAAACAAAAAGUUUCGUCUAUACAGAAGAAGAUUGAGCCGUGGAAGCUGUACUGUAUGCUGGGCGGGUUGCUGUCGAUCGAUAUCAUCCUCCUCGUCACUUGGCAAGUGAUCGAUCCGUUGCACCGAAGAAUCGAGACCUUCGCCCUGGAACUACCUCCUUAUGGAGACGAAGACGCAAUGAUCAGACCCGAAUUGGAACAUUGUGAGAGCGAGCACAAUAGCUUGUGGCUCGGCUUACUCUAUGGCUAUAAAGGCAUUGUUCUUGCUUUCGGGCUCUUUCUAUCUUACGAAACGAGAAGCAUCAAAAUCAAACUGAUCAAUGAUUCGAGAUAUGUGGGAAUGUCGAUAUAUAACAUCGUAGUUCUGUGUUUCAUAACGGUACCUGUGGUGAUGGUCAUCUCUAGUCAACAGGAUGCAGGUUACGCCUUUUCGGCGCUAGCCACCAUUUUUUGUUGCUUCCUCAGCAUGGCUCUCAUCUUCGUGCCGAAGGUCAUCGAAGUGAUCAGGCAUCCCAGAGAUAAGUCCGAGUCGAGAUACAAUCCGGACAGUGCAGUAUCCAAGGAAGAGGAAGAGAAGUAUCAGAAACUGCUCAUUGAAAACGACGAGCUUCAGAAACUCAUCGCUGCGAAAGAAGAAAAAAUUCAAGCUAUCAAGCAGAAGCUGGCUGAACGUGAUGCCGUAAAAGGAACCGGCACAAGUCGUUGCAGACAAGGACAGCCCAAACAGUCCUUCAUCAUUGCUGACUAUCCGACCGGCGAGGGGACAUCGGACAGUGCUAUCGGCACGCAGCACAUCGCCGAAAUGUAUGAACUGCACCGACUAUGAUGCCAAAGCAAUGCACACACAAACGAGCGCUACGCUUGCGACAAAACUCUCUUCUAAAACUAGUAUUAAAUCUAUAAAACGUGCACACGGUCAAUAUGCGAAUAAUAAAUAUAUGCGAGUCUUGGAACACGCCAAACGUGAGAAUGACUCUCUGUAAUGUCUGUGAAACAUGAUUUCGUGACGGCGGUCUUUCCGUUUGUCGCGUGUUACCUGGUGUUAUACUUAAAGCGUAAGUUAGUUUAUAGCGUGUGGAAUUGUUUUAUAUGUUUCGAUACGAUUUGACUGCGCCUUAAAAAGAGGGAAAAAAAAAAAGAGAAAAACAGUACAGUAUUGAGACAUGUGUAUCUUACGGCUGUCUAUGUGUCGCGUGUGCUCUCUCUCAGACACACAAUUCGAAGAUAUGUAAAAUUUGUCGUCGUAAAUCCCCCGUGUAUAGGAAAUAUUUAAAACGAAAUGUAAUUUCUCAUUUUACGGUAUAUAUACUUAUACCACACGCGUUCACCUACGCAGUAUUUUUUACUGUACUCGUUUUUUGAUCAACUGCCGCGCAAACGGCGCUUGUAAGUCUAGUAUUAUACAUUAUACGAUAGUCCUAUCGAACUGUUGACGAAAGUAUCACAUAUAUGUACGUUAGAUUAUGAAGAUAUUUAUUUUUAAGUUUUUGAAUUAUAUAAAAAUCCGUUAAAAAUCGAAGGCUCUACCUAUUAUUAUUGAACCCUUGGGAUAUAUUGUUUACUCGAUCUGAAGCUCGCGUGGCUCACGCAACACGAUCAGCGUGAUCGCGAGUGUUCGUAUAAUAUCUCUACGUUGUUUCUAGAGUUGAGAUUUUAAUAAAGAAAAUUUA
This is a messenger RNA of Cyphomyrmex costatus, 3446 nucleotides long. It is a transcript of the gene GABA-B-R1, whose product is annotated as gamma-aminobutyric acid type B receptor subunit 1. The coding region runs from base 20 to 2602 and encodes 860 amino acids. The record is from RefSeq and is a predicted model, not a curated record. Gene Ontology annotation, molecular function: G protein-coupled GABA receptor activity. Gene Ontology annotation, cellular component: G protein-coupled receptor heterodimeric complex; membrane. Gene Ontology annotation, biological process: gamma-aminobutyric acid signaling pathway; G protein-coupled receptor signaling pathway. Lineage: Eukaryota; Metazoa; Arthropoda; Insecta; Hymenoptera; Formicidae. The transcript is spliced from 13 exons.